UACAACCAUAGUUAUUUUCAAUGUAUGUCUAGUAUAGAACACAUUAUCUCCAUGUCUUGGCUUUCUUUUACCCAACAGAAUAAGUCAUUCACCCAGUCAUACAAACUCCCAUGUGUCUCUUUAGGGGCUAUCCCGCAUUUGCAAGUGUGUGUGAGUCACAGUGGACGUUUUGAAUGGAUACUCAGUGACUCUUGAAUGCAUGAUUGAUUGACAUCCAGUCCACAAAACCCUUCUCUGUAUGCCAGCACAAUAUAAGCUCUGUAUGACCUAACAAGCCGUGGGCAAGUGAGUAGAGCAGAGGUCAAUAUCAUUUGAGCUGAAGUUAGCUGGUUAAUCAGGGGAAAGCCUGGCCCAUCUCAGCAUCUUCAUGUAAGUAGAAUAAUUGGCAGAGACAUUUGCCUCUUUGGUGAGUUCCUGAACUGGUACUAGAGCAGGACCAACUGGAAAUGUAAUGGCCGAUACCGGAGCCCUGGGAAGUCCCAGGGAUAGGCCUAUAGAUACUAUUUAUUCUUUAGAGCAUCUAUUUUUGCAGUAGCUGUCAGAUCAUGCAGGAAACCUAACUAGGAUAUUCCAAAAAAAAACAUGGCUGCUUUAAACACACUGCAGCUUUAAACUGUUGUGUGUUGCAAUGAUAUCACUGCACGUAAACACAAUGCUACCCAUUUGUCUGCCCAUGUCUAAUAGGCCAAACAUCCUUAGAAAGGGAUCACAGAGUGACCCAGUGAACUGGACAAAUUAAAAUGUGAUGUGCACACAGCCUACCCUAAAGAAGCGUUCUCUCUGGCUUGGCCCACACUACAUGAGCCCUGAAUUUACCCAGAAUCCCACACAUGGCAUAUGCUGUGUCCUGAGCUAAGUUGUCCCUCCAUGUCACAAUUGCCUUCAAUGCACAGAUGGACCCCCUAGACCAGCUGGGUCCAGCAGCUGCCAAGGGCAACACUGAAACAAUGUUGAGAGAUCCACAGAGAGAGAAUAACACUAGCAUGGUCACAGCUGUCAUUUCAUACAUUCCAAACAUAACAUCCAGGUCCACUGCAUGGACAAAAUACUCAUUUUGACACCUCCAAAGUAAAAUGCUGACGGCUGAAUCCGAUGGGGGAACAGUGUGGCAGUAGCCUACUAUAUGAAGAAUUCAUCCUAUGUGACAAACUUUAUUCAUUUGUCCUUAAUAAUUCAUAACCCAUGUGCUCCUUUGUCGGAGCUGCUGACUAAACCCAGUGACGAGACCGGAUGAUUCCGGCCCGGCAGACAAGCCCAGUGUCAUAGCCCGCGAAUGGUGAUUUCCCCGCAUUGACUCGUGAGUUCUGGCGGAAGAGUGAAAGGGGGAGGGCUAGCGACUCUCUCCGGUUUCAGCUGGUGACGUCCCACUCGCUGAACUAACCACUGAGUUGACUGUAUUUAAAUUUUGGAUCACAAAGAGGGGACCUCGCGAGGGUACUUCCAACUGGCAGAUUUUCUUUUUUCUUUUACUAUAUAUAUAGUAAACGUAUUUUUAGAAGAAACACAACUAUGAUUACAUCCAGCAAAUGAUUUAACCCCUUCAAUCCACCAAAUCAGAUCAUAUGUUUAUAGAAGAAUAUCUUGAAGAUGAUGAGGAACCACCUCUGCUGUUCAGCUCCUUUCCUUCUUUUCCUGCUGGGUCUAUGGGGGGCGCUGGCAGCACAGUGUGGCGAGGGCGAGGGCGAGGGCUGCGUGUGUCAGCAGUGCCCAGCAGGAGAAGAGCCCACCAAGGCUUGUGUGGAAGUUGAGGGACCUGUGGUGGUGGGGUGCCAAGCCUGCCCGGCGGGCACCUUUUCCAACACCCACAACGCCAAUCAGUGUCGCCCCCACAGCUCCUGUUGGUUUCUUCACCGAAAGGUGGUGGCUCUCGGCACCUCAGCCACGGACACGGUGUGUGGAGGCUGCCUGCCUGGGUUCCACCCAGCUGCAGCACAGAGGGCCUCCACCCUGUAUGCCUGUGCGAGGAAGGUGGCAGAGCGGCUGGUGCGUGUGCCGCGGACGGUGGGGAAGAGCUCCACCCGGGGCUCGGGCAUGGCGGCAGCGAACGCCACCAACGUGCGUGGCCCGGAGGAGAAGACCACGGAAUACGCGGUGUUCGCGCUGGUGCCCAUCUUCUGCAUCAUGGGCCUGCUGGGGAUCCUCAUCUGCAACCUCCUGAAGAAGAAGGGUUACCGAUGCACUGCCGACAAGGAGGGCGGCAACGAGGAGACUGCCACACCCCAGAAAGAAAGUAAUGCCUGUCCCUACAUUGUAGAUGACCCUAAUGAGGACACCAUCAGUGUUCUGGUGCGCCUCAUCACAGAGAAGAAAGAAAAUGCUGCUGCCUUGGAGGAGCUUCUGCUGGAGUAUGAGAGCAAGCAGAUGGCUGUCAACAAGGCCUCAUCCAUCAAGUUCGCUGGGCUUCCUAACCUGGCUCAGUUCCACUCUCUUCCACAGAUGUGUCCUCAUCAGCACCUGCACACUAUAAACGGACUGGCCCCGCGCUCCGGGACCUGCUGCUCACGCUGCAGCCAGAAGAAGUGGCCCGAGCUGCUGCUGCCGCCACACAUCGACACCCACAAAACCUCCAGCCCCCCUGCCAGCACCCCCCUGCCCAGGGAGUGCACCAUCCUCUCCGUGGGCAGGUUCCAGGUGGCUCAGAUCCCGGAGCAGAAGGGAGUGUCUGUGGAGACGACCCCAGUGGAGUCCAGUGACACGGACUCUGUGGACACGUCUCACACGGGCCCGGCGGACAAGAAGUCCCUGCUGGGCCUGUCCUCUGCCUCAGCGCUCUCCAGGAGCAGACAGGAGGAGCCGAGGCUGAUCGUUAGGCUUGGGGAGAGCAGUGUGGCUCUGUGACAGGUGCAUGUGUAAAAGGAAGAGCACAUGAACUGGGUGAAGACUGUGACAUCAUCAGCAGGUGCCAGGCGAUGAACAGAGCGUGGGUCAGACUGCCUUUGAAGAAGAGAGGGGAGGUUGACCCCCAUGGGGAUUCAGUCUAAAGAAUUGUGUAUUUAUUACAUAAAUAAUUUACUAUCCUAUCUCGGUUUUUAAAGAAGCAAUACAACUCUGUUUCUAGAAGCAGACAAGGAAGAAGGAAAGAAAGUAUUUUUUUGUCUCUAUAACUGUGCUUCCGUAUGACUCACCUGAGCUGGUUGAAGUCAAGCCAUGCAGUGCACAUUGACAUUAUGAGGGCAUGAUGUACAAACUGACAGUAGCACACACACACACACACACACACACACACACAUUGAUACAUAUCAUCACUGACCAACCUACUGCCCACAACACACAACUCUACAUUAAGAGCAUGGACCUAAUAUAGAUCUACAUAAACUCCUCAGACAGGAACAUGUUAACACCAAGUAUUCCAUGAGAAACCUAAACAAGUAAGUUGGUUGACUCCUCAGUCUAUAGACAUAUACAGUACAGAGAUCCCUCUGAUACCACCAAACACAAUCCUCAACAUCAACGUCUAGGUUUCCUCUCACUCAAUGACAUCCAUACUGAUACAAACAAGCCAACAUUUACUGUCAUCAAUGCAACUUAGAUUUUAGCUAUUAACCCUUUGGAAUGGCUUUCAGUGCUAGAGGGCUGCUUUAAUUUUGUUUUCAAUUUUGCAUCAGAAUUACUGAUUUUGAUGCCCAAGCACUUAUUUGAAUGAUUGUAUAUAUGUAUAAGAGGGUGCAAAUGGAGAGGCUAAAUGUAUACUAUUUCACCAGCUAGCGGUGCGGUAGAGUAAGUGAGCUAACAGGGUGACUUAAGCGUGGCAUUACUUUUGCUGUGCCUCUUUCCCCAUUUAGUUUCAAUUCAGAUGUAUUUCCAUAGCGAUGGAAUGCAUUUGUAUCCUUAGCUUUGUUCUGAGGCCCAGGACGUCCUUUUUCCUGGAAGUGCGCUCACACACAUCCCGCGCUAUAAGAGCGCUUCCUUAUCCGAACUGAACUGAGUCAGAUGCCAUUUCCCCGUUUGCUCAGGGUUCUUUAUAGUCUCCCGUGUCGUUCCCGAAGACUCACUGUCUCGCUCCUCCCAAACAAGACACCUUCACAUUCCCACUACAACAUUUCUGAGAAGUAGGCUAUUACAAACACUCGGCAGGGAGCUACGAUACCGGUCAUGUAGCAGAUACAUGCUGCUCAUCUGAGCCAAUAGGUGAGAAGGCCCCUGCCACUGUUCCUGCUGGGAAUGUUUCUAACAUCACAUUGAGGAUGUGUGAAGUCUCACACCUCACCCCCUGAUUUCUUUUAUGGGAAAAUAAAGGGAAGCAUUACCGCUGUGCACCUAGCCACUGCAUUUGACUCUGUAGUUGCCCCACAACUGAACUCACUUUCCCCCAACCCAUAGUUGGGGUUCAGACUGGAAAAGCUGAGAUAGCCAAGACCUCCGCCCCACCCCUAAAGGGUAUUCCAAAUACAGUGUUUAUCGACAAGUUAACUCGGAGUAAGUGGUAAACCUUGUAAUAGAAGAGCCAUAUGGUUUCAUUCUCCUAGCAAAACAUAGGGCUUUUCUUUUAGGAAGUUUACGACUGAGUUAAUUUGCCCAGGUUUGUCACUACACCACGUACUUGGAAUGACCCCUGCAGUCUGCGCUUCUGUUUUGUUUAUCAGGCAACCCAUAGGAGGCUUGAUCUCAGAGAUCCUUGGUGAAGCUGGAGUUUUCCCUUCACAAGGCUUCUUUUCCUCAAGUAAUAAUUGGGUUGGAAUGAGACAAGAAAUACAUCAAGGGAGAAAAAAAACAUCUGCAGCACUGUGAUCGUAGGCUAUAGGAGUCUGUCACCGAACCUACCUCCUUUUGAAUGAUUAAGCGUAGGAGUGAUUUCUGAGACACAUAUUUUAUUUGUUUUGUAAUUUCUGCAUGACAAGACGUAUCCCCAUCCUCCUGAUGGGGCGCCCCAUCAGUGUGAGCUUAAUCUGGGUGUGAAUGGUCAGCUGUAGCCAUCUCAACUGUAAGGUAGUCAGUUACCGACACUAAAGAGAUAGCACAGUGUUCUCUUCGCUUUCCAAACACCCACAGACACUCAGCAUCACACACAAGGGGCACGACAAGGGGCACAACCAUUUCCAUGAUAUAGGCUAUUACUUUAUUCCUGGUACAUUUGGGGGUGUCUUCACCUUGAUAACAUACAAUCAUUGCUGAAACAUCAAAUGUGAAAAUCAUGACUUUGAUAGGGAUUGUGUUCAGUGAAUUUGAAUGGUAUUUGACUUUGAUCAAACGAAGACCGACCAUUUCAUUUCAUUCCUCUCAAUAAUGUUUAAGUAUUUUUAUUAGUAUUAUUAUUUAAACUGAGAAAAGAGUUGGGAGGAAUGGCUACGUUAGGGUAGCUUUUGUUUUGUUAUUAACGUUUACAAGCACAUUUUAUAGGGUGGAAUUUUGUAUUUUGUAAUUUCUGAUUUUGUUUUGUUUUUUAUUUUGCAUUCAGUUCUAGAAGGUUCUUGAUCAGAUCCUAUUUAUUGUUUGGACACCUUCAUGUCUCAUCUCAUAUGUGUUACGUAUUUUCAUCUCAAACCAAUGUGGUGAGAAAUCAAAACAGGAAAUUAUCACUCAAUAAUUGUAGGUUUUAUUUAUUACAUUACGAUAUUCCAUAUUCAUGACAUUUGUACUCUUUAAAUAAAGAAACAAUAUAUUGCAA
Messenger RNA from Clupea harengus (Atlantic herring), 5605 nucleotides. It is a transcript of the gene relt, whose product is annotated as RELT TNF receptor. Gene Ontology annotation, biological process: apoptotic process. Lineage: Eukaryota; Metazoa; Chordata; Actinopteri; Clupeiformes; Clupeidae. The record is from RefSeq and is a predicted model, not a curated record.